Planococcus citri (citrus mealybug) is the source of this 2448-nucleotide messenger RNA. Its product is annotated as adiponectin receptor protein-like. NCBI's taxonomy places the organism in Eukaryota, Metazoa, Arthropoda, Insecta, Hemiptera, Pseudococcidae. Gene Ontology annotation, cellular component: plasma membrane. The coding region runs from base 248 to 1465 and encodes 405 amino acids. Gene Ontology annotation, biological process: adiponectin-activated signaling pathway. The record is from RefSeq and is a predicted model, not a curated record. The transcript has 10 exons. Gene Ontology annotation, molecular function: signaling receptor activity.
UUUGAUGGCUAAUAAUAAUUUUUACUUUAUUCUUUUCUCAAGUUCAACUUUGAAUUAAAUUUGAUUUUAAAGAGCAGAAGUUCAAAGGAAGCGGAAUGAUUGUUUCUCAUGCGACAAGAUACGCCAGGAAUUGUGCACGUGUUGAUUAAUUUGCCGAACUUCUGAAGAACAUUCCACGGAACUGAAAAAGGAGUUGCUGCACUAGUGCCCAGUUUUAAUCGGAUCGAUCUUCAAGUCUUACGGUGCCAUGGAUAAAUCGAAUUGCGGUCCUGCGGAAUCUGAAAAAUGUGACCGGAACGCUUGUAUGGAUUCUGCUGAUGGUAACCGCGGUUUGAGAUACAGAAAUACGAUGGCAGCGUCGUCUCAAAAUCAACAAAGUGGUCGCUUACCCGAUAAACUAGAGGAAAAUUUAGAAACCGAAAACGGAAUUAACGAAAGAAGCGAAUUGUUCAACGAAUUUCGCGAUUCUACUUCGAAGGGAAACGUUGAUUUCAAACCGGAAUUGCCACGUACUGCCGAGACUGAAAAUGCAGCGAGCAUAAUCAAUACGGACACCUCCGGUAUCGGUUCGUUAGCUCACAAUGCUGCCGAACAAGCGGAAGAAUUUGUUAGAAAAGUUUGGAAAGGAUGCCAUUUUCACGCUUUACCUCAAUGGCUACAAGACAACGAUUACUUACACACUGGCCAUCGACCGCCUUUGAAUUCGUUUUGGGCUUGCUUCCAAUCAGUUUUCCGGGUACACACGGAAACGGUGAAUAUUUGGACGCAUUUAUUAGGCUGUAUAGGUUUCAUGGGAAUCGCUGCGUACUUUCUGACCCGGCCGUCUUCCGAAAUCAAAGUGCAAGAAAAGAUUGUUUUCAUGUUAUAUUUUGCCGGAACUAUCAUAUGUUUAGGAUUAUCGUCCGCAUUUCACACAUUACACUGUCAUUCGGAGUGGGUUGGAAAACUAUUCAGCAAAUUAGAUUAUUGCGGUAUCGCCGUGUUGAUUAUGGUUUCCUUCGUUCCUUGGUUAUACUACGGAUUUUACUGCCACCUGUACUCGAAACUGGUCUACACGUGUGUCGUGCUCGUCUUGGGCUUUUCAUCUAUCGUCGUGUCUUGUUGGGAUAGAUUUAGCGAACCAGCAUUGCGUCCUUUGAGAGCAUGCGUAUUUAUUGUUUUUGGUUUGAGCGGCGUUAUACCGGCUAUGCAUUACGCUUACGUUGAAGGCUGGUUCAAUCGUAUCGCGCUGGCCAGCUUAGGCUGGUUAAUUUUGAUGGGCAGCCUCUACAUCAUCGGCGCCGUCAUCUACGCGUUUCGUGUACCCGAACGUUUUUUCCCCGGAAAAUGUGAUAUAUGGUUUCAAAGUCAUCAGAUUUUCCACGUUUUCGUCGUCAUCGCCGCAUUCGUUCAUUACCACGGUAUCACAGAAAUGGCAAUGCAUCGAAUGACUGUCGGAGAAUGUCGAACCGACAUUGUAUACUAAGAUCGGCGCGGCGCGGCGUGACGCAAGUUUUUCUGUGAAACACAAACCUACGUGUGACAUCGAUACAAAUAUACCUACUGCAUAUGUUAUACUCGUAUGUACCUAAAGUGUAGUUGUAAAAAAACAAGAAAACUCUCAUUUUACAACUUACUUAGUACUUCAAGAAUGAAAUAGAAUACCGUAUCCAAAAAUAUCAUAUGCCGACGUGAAUUUGGUCGAGGUUAUAAUUAUUUUAGUGAUAGCAAAUUGUGAAUUUUCUGUGAUUUUUAAUGGUACCUAAUAAUUACAAAUAACGUGUUAUCGACGCGUAUUGUCCGGGCAAUGUGCACCGAUGAAAUAUUUUUCAAUAUUUUGAUCACGAAUCCCGAACACGGUUUAUCUACAUUAUAGGAUUAUUAACAUCGAAAGAAAGAAAGAAAAAAAACAAGCAUCAGAUAUUGUACUAUUUCAUAGCGUUCGCUCGUAGUUGAUGAAACUUUUGAAUACCUAGUUUUCCUUAAUUUACGGCUGAAAAAUAGCAACAGCAACAGCCGUCAUUUUUAUUUGUUAUUUUACCGAGUGUAGUUAUUUUUUAGCGUUUUGCUUUUUAAGAGCUAGAAAAAAACAAAAAACAAUUGUACAUAAAAUAUUUUCGUUUGUUCAUUUUUAAAUUUUUAAUAAUGUAAAAUGUAUAUAACGCAUUGUGAUAUUUUUUUUUCAGUCAGCUCUAAGCACUUCCGUCAACUACUGUUUUCUUUUAAACAUCGUAGGUAGAUAAGGUACCUUAUCUACCUGCGUCUACGCAUCAACUUGACGUAUGUAUUUUUCAGCGGAAAAAGUAGAUUUGCGAAUUGCGAUCGAGUUUGAAAAUGCGAUGGAAGAAUUUUGUAUCGGAAGGCGGACAUUGGCGGAUUGGAGAUUACCGAAUUACGUACAUAUUUUUUUAUUUCACGACGAGAUGUUUAUUUUCUGAAGGCAAAUUAUAACGUGAAUUUACAAUGCGA